This is a messenger RNA of Talaromyces proteolyticus, 1990 nucleotides long. Its product is annotated as gamma-glutamyltranspeptidase. The transcript has 4 exons. The record is from RefSeq and is a predicted model, not a curated record. The coding region runs from base 42 to 1895 and encodes 617 amino acids. NCBI's taxonomy places the organism in Eukaryota, Fungi, Ascomycota, Eurotiomycetes, Eurotiales, Trichocomaceae.
GGCAAUAUCAAAGCUUUUACUUUCAUAUUUUUGAACCCAAAAUGUCGAGUUCCCAAUCCGUCUAUCGCACGGCAUCUUCCUUGGCCACUGCAUCCUCGUUCCCUAGCCGAAGGAGCGUCGUCCACAGUCUUCAUGGUAUCGUCGCCUGCACACAGCCAUUAGCCGCGGCUGCAGGGCAACAAAUAUUGAGUAAGGGGGGAAAUGCUGCAGACGCAGCAGUUGCUGUUGCUGCGGCAUUGAAUGUUACCGAGCCAGGAUCAACCGGUAUUGGGGGUGACAUGUUCUGUCUCUACUACGAUUCAGCGACGCGUCAGGUCCACGCACUUAAUGGUUCGGGCCGAUCGCCUGCUAGUAUCACAUUGGAUGCCGUACGUCGCAAAUUGGGUGUGUCGCCGGAUGCAACAGACGGAGCAAUUCCAAUAACAAAUAUAUGCUCCGUCACUGUGCCCGGAGCAGCAGCAGGGUGGGUGGAUACAGUUGAAAAGUUCGGCAGUGGGAAGUUGUCCAUGAAUGAGAUCCUCCAACCGGCGAUUGAGCUGGCCGAAGGAGGGUUUCCUGUGUCUGAGAUUUCAUCGUGGAUGUGGCAAAACAGCGAGGAUAUCAUUCUCAAAGGAAGUAGUCUGGCCGCAGCUAAAGACUAUCUCAUAGCUGAUAGAGAUCAACUGCGCGCUCCACAGCCGGGCGAGAUCAUCAAAAACCCGCAUCUAGCAGAAACAUUCAAGCUUCUUGCUAAGCAUGGAAAGGAUGGUUUCUAUUCUGGACGUAUUGCCGACUCAAUUAUAAACACAGUUCAGUCCAGGGGUGGCUUCUUGAGGCACGAGGAUCUCCAACACCACUUGAAAACCGGAUCUCAUGACGUGGAAGCUCUUUCUAUGGAAGUGAACACUGGGAUCUUACAGAAUUCUAACUCUGGUAUGCCACCAGAGGCUGUACGCCUAUGGGAACACCCCCCAAAUGGCCAGGGUAUAGUCGCAUUGAUGGCCACGGGAAUCCUGCAGACCCUUGUGCGUAAUGGCCAGCUAAACCCCUUUUUGCCUUCAGAUCAUAACAGUAUUCGCUACCUUCAUGCACUAAUUGAAAGUUUGCGAAUCGCCUUUACUGACGCAAAAUGGUGGGUUACCGACCCGGAACACACAACGCCACCGGCAGAACUUUUAUCAGAUUCGUACCUUGCAUCAAAAGCGGAGCUAUUCUCAAAUGAUAGUCGAGUAUCUAAUUUAGAACCUCUGAGACAUAGCCCGGCGUAUAGGGCCUGUGAUACUGCCUACUUCGCGGUCACUGAUCGACAGGGCAAUGGCAUAUCAUUCAUCAACAGCUUGUACGGCAACUUUGGCAGCGGGAUUAUCCCAGAAGACACGGGAUUCAUUUUACAAGGCCGUGGAGCUAGUUUCUCACUCAACCCAAAUCAUCCAAACGUGGUUGCGCCGAGGAAACGGCCUUAUCACACCAUUAUCCCCGCAAUAACAACCGUCCUGGAUAAAGAUGGCAAGCAGCGAUUGCAUUCAGUGUAUGGGGUAAUGGGCGGAUUCAUGCAGCCGCAAGGUCACAUACAAGUUCUACUUAACCAAUUAUUGUUUCAAUUCACACCGCAGGUAGCCCUCGAUGCGCCGAGAAUCUGUGUGGGUGGUUCGUUGCCGCCGCAGCCGGGUGAGACACAACUAGAGGACUUUGACCCAUCGGAUACAGUGUUCUUGGAAGAAGGGAUUCCAGAGAACGUGGUGGAAGGCCUGCAGAAAUUGGGACAUAGAGUGCAUAUCAUAGAAGGUGAUUGGGGCAAACGAGAGGUUUUUGGCAGAGGCCAAGUGAUUCGCGCUCAUGUUGAUUAUCGUCAUGGAAAAACAGUAUUCAGUGCCGGAAGCGAUCCACGAGGGGAUGGAGGAGCAUUUCCGAUGUAAUUUUGCGUUAAUAUUAUGUUAUUCAUCCUGGAAAUAUUGAAUAUAGAUGGAUAGAGAUGUGGACUACACCAAAAGGGGUCUUUUGAAUGGUUGCG